This is a messenger RNA of Akanthomyces muscarius, 825 nucleotides long. RefSeq lists its product as uncharacterized. Gene Ontology annotation, molecular function: monosaccharide binding; glucosamine 6-phosphate N-acetyltransferase activity. Gene Ontology annotation, biological process: UDP-N-acetylglucosamine biosynthetic process. Gene Ontology annotation, cellular component: endoplasmic reticulum-Golgi intermediate compartment; Golgi apparatus; endoplasmic reticulum. The coding region runs from base 1 to 825 and encodes 274 amino acids. The record is from RefSeq and is a predicted model, not a curated record. NCBI's taxonomy places the organism in Eukaryota, Fungi, Ascomycota, Sordariomycetes, Hypocreales, Cordycipitaceae. The transcript has a single exon.
AUGGGAACGCCUUUCAUCUCGCUCGUCGAGCCUAGCAAGCUCGAGGGCUACAAGCCGGGCUCCCCGCGCGAGGAGCAGCCCGCCGAAAUACCCUCUACCUUUCUCGACGCCACCGAGGUGCGCGAGGACGUCUUCGUCAAGGAGCAGGGCAUCGCCAUCGAGAACGAGUUCGACGUCGACGACCCGCGCUGCUGCCACUGGGUCGCCUACGCCAGCGUCCACACCACCCAGGAGCACGAGGUCCGCGACGAGACGGGCGCCAUCGUCCAACCGCGCAAGAGCUCCACGCGCAGCACCCCCAUCGGCACCAUCCGUCUCGUUCCCUUUCCGCACAGCCCCCAUCCCGUCAGCGGCGGCCGCUACUGGAACAACGUCCUCGAGGGCGACGAGACGGCCAGCGGCUCACCCGAGCGCAAUGACAGCAGCAGCGCGCCCACCUUUGCGGCGGACCGGCCAACCACGUACCACGACGGCAGGGAGUCGUACGUCAAGCUCGGCCGGCUGGCCGUGCAAAAGGACUUUCGAGGCAACAGGAUCGCGGGCCUGCUGGUCAACACCGUGCUGCAGUGGCUCAAGGAGAACCCGUCGUAUUUCGACCCCAGCAUCACGGAGCUGGGGCUCGAGCAGGUCGGCGCCAGGCGAGAGACUGAAAUUCCAUCAUGGGGCGGCCUGGUCUGUGUGCAUGCGCAGCAAAAGGUGCAGUCCUUCUGGGAGCGCUGCGGAUUCAAGGUUGACGAAGGCAUGGGAACAUGGUGGGAGGAGGGCAUAGUUCACGUCGGCAUGUUCCAACGCUUGCCUAUCGAUGAGAAGAAGGUACGAAUCUAA